AUGACUCAAAAAAAAUUCCAAGAAAGUCGUCGGAAGGAUUCCGUAAAAAACACCGGAACUCCAAGAAAGUUGUCGGAAGAUCUGGCCAGAAAAACUCCGAAUAAGUCGCCAGAAGAACUCCGUGAAAGUCAAAGAGCUCUACGAAAGUCGUCAAAGAUACACCUCAAUAAUGCUGAAGAAACAAAACAAAAGUAG
Molecule: messenger RNA, 195 nt
Organism: Cetraspora pellucida
Lineage: Eukaryota; Fungi; Glomeromycota; Glomeromycetes; Diversisporales; Gigasporaceae
Source: the annotation of a GenBank genome assembly